Molecule: messenger RNA, 1483 nt
Organism: Paecilomyces variotii
Lineage: Eukaryota; Fungi; Ascomycota; Eurotiomycetes; Eurotiales; Thermoascaceae
Product: putative cell differentiation protein
Exons: 4
Coding region: 206-1366 (386 amino acids)
Biological process (GO): mRNA catabolic process; negative regulation of translation
Cellular component (GO): CCR4-NOT core complex; CCR4-NOT complex; P-body
Source: RefSeq, a predicted model, not a curated record
CCAGACUUCUCCAUUUCUCUCUUCCGCCGCUCCUUCGACUCCCUCGGAAGCGCCCAUGAUUUUGCGCUUGACCCUUGUUCUCUGACGACCUUUACCUCCUCUGUGAGUUGAUUCUGAGUUGGCAAGUCCUGUCUGUUACUCAUCCCUUCGCGAUUCCUCCCGACGAGGACCUCAAUCAACCGACCCGUUCCUCUAUCGCUUCGCCAUGCUUCAAGCUCAGACUCCGCACGUCUUCUCCCACCAGCACCAGUAUCCGCAGGCAGAGCCUUCCUGGCUCCAGCAUCAGCAACAGCAGCAUCACCAGCACCAGGCGCAGCACCAGCAGCACUCCUCCCUGGCUGCUCAGCAACAUGCUCAGGCUCAAGCUGCUGCCGCGGCCGCCGCGGUGGCUCAACACCAGCAUUAUAACCAGAUUGCUAUGAGUGGCAACGGUGCUGCCAACGCUAGACAGGGUGCCGGCGCAGGAGCCAUGGCAGCUGAGAAUGCCCUCACUACUGCGGCAUCAGCCAUGGACGGUGGUAUUAGCGAAGAGAACCGCAAGGUUUUCAUCUGGGUCGCGGAACUGCUGGACCCUAACCGCAGGGAGGCUGCUCUUAUGGAGCUCAGCAAGAAGAGAGAGCAGGUGCCGGAACUUGCAUUGGUGAUCUGGCAUUCUUUCGGUGUUAUGACCUCCUUGUUGCAGGAGAUAAUCUCCGUCUAUCCUCUGCUAAAUCCGUCCCAGCUGACUGCGGCCGCAUCGAAUCGAGUCUGCAAUGCUCUCGCUUUGUUGCAGUGCGUCGCGUCUCACAACGAGACUCGCACUCUCUUCCUGAACGCUCACAUCCCCCUUUUCCUCUAUCCCUUCCUCAACACAACUUCCAAGUCGCGCCCUUUCGAGUACUUGCGACUCACUUCCCUGGGCGUCAUCGGUGCACUGGUGAAGAAUGACUCGUCCGAUGUGAUCAACUUCCUCCUGACGACCGAAAUCAUCCCGCUUUGCCUCCGCAUUAUGGAGACGGGGUCUGAACUUAGCAAAACAGUUGCAAUUUUCAUUGUACAGAAGAUUCUCCUUGACGAUAUUGGUCUUGCAUAUAUCUGUGCUACCUAUGAGCGAUUUUAUGCGGUGGGAACCGUACUGAGCAACAUGGUCACGCAGCUUGUUGAGCAACAGACUGUGAGGCUUCUGAAGCACGUCGUCCGCUGCUUUCUUCGACUGAGUGACAACAACAGGGCUCGUGAAGCUCUCCGUCAGUGCCUCCCCGAGCCACUGCGCGAUGCCACAUUCUCCUCGGUUCUUCGUGACGAUGCGGCUACCAAACGUUGCCUCGCUCAGCUUCUCAUCAACCUCUCCGAUAACGUUGUCGAUGGAACCGCCGCCACUAUGUAAAGACAAUUUCACUUAAUAUAAUUGCUAAACCUUAUGAACUUGCAUGGAAUGGCUACAGGCGAAAUCGGAUAUUUACGGCGCAAAACAGCAGAAAGGUAAAAUGUGCGAGAAAAGAAU